GGCUCGAGCCCUCCAUUCCACUCCAUGGCAGCCCGCCGCGCCGGCGGCGGGCCCCCUCCGUAGUCACCUAAGCCCCGCGCGGGGUGCGCGCGGAUCCCCCCCCCCUGGCACGUCUCGCGAUGAGCGUGGGGCCGCUGGACCACACCUUCAACGUGCCCGGCGCCGCCUCGCCGGGGGCGCUGGGCACCUUCGCGCCGCAGCAGCCGGGCGCGAUGGGCACCUUCGCGCCGCAGCAGCCGGCGAUGGGCACCUUCGCGCCACAGCAGCCGGCGGGGAGCUUCGCCGGAGGAUUUCCGAUUGGAGGACCCGCCGGAGCCCCGAUGACAGGCAUGCCGCUGGGCUCCGGAGUCGGCCCGCCGCUGGGCUCCUCCGCGGGCCCCCUGGCCGGCGCGCCGCCGCCGGGCUCUGCGUUCUCCAUGACGCCUCCGCCCGUGAUGCCGCCGGGCUCCUCCUUCGCCGUGCCCUCCGCGGGAGGUCC
Molecule: messenger RNA, 478 nt
Organism: Prorocentrum cordatum
Lineage: Eukaryota; Dinophyceae; Prorocentrales; Prorocentraceae
Source: the annotation of a GenBank genome assembly